Molecule: messenger RNA, 1453 nt
Organism: Camellia sinensis
Lineage: Eukaryota; Viridiplantae; Streptophyta; Magnoliopsida; Ericales; Theaceae
Cellular component (GO): cytosol
Molecular function (GO): protein-folding chaperone binding
Source: RefSeq, a predicted model, not a curated record
UUCUUCUGAUCCUUCUGGACAAGUCUCUUCUCUCUCUCUCAAUCAAAAUGGUCAUAGAAAACCACGCGAAGAAUAGACUUCAACAACACACAAGACUACUAUGCGAGCCACUAAUAGCAAUUGAGGAAGCUUGAUAAUCAUCAUCAUCAGAAGAGAGAGAAAGAGAAAGAGAAGUGAACUCAGAGGAGGAGAAAAGAUGGGGGUGGAUUACUACAAGAUAUUAAACGUUGAUAGAAACGCAAAAGAUGAUGAUUUGAAAAAAGCUUAUAGAAAGCUUGCCAUGAAGUGGCACCCUGAUAAGAACCCUAACAACAAGAAAGAAGCUGAGGCCAAAUUCAAGCAGAUCUCUGAAGCUUAUGAGGUUCUGAGCGAUCCUCAGAAAAGAGCAGUGUAUGAUCAGUAUGGAGAAGAGGGGCUGAAGGGACAGGUUCCACCGCCGGACGCAGGAGGACCCGGCGGAGCCACCUUUUUCUCGACUGGUGGCGGUGGGCCGACAUCAUUCAGAUUCACACCCAGAAACGCUGAUGACAUAUUCGCAGAGUUUUUCGGGUCUUCGAGCCCGUUUGGAGGUAUGGGUGGUGGGUCCAGGUUUGGGAGCCUAUUCGGCGAUGAUUUCUUUGGUUCUUUCGGUGAAGGGGGAGGCGGCGGCGGCGGCUUUGGAUUCAUGAAUCAAACUGGACCUCGAAAAGCUCCUCCAAUUGAGAGAACUCUGCCUUGCACCCUUGAAGAGCUCUACAACGGCACUACCAAGAAGAUGAAGAUCUCCAGAGAAAUUGCUGAUGCCAGUGGAAAGACUAUGCCAGUAGAGGAGAUCCUAACAAUCAACAUCAAGCCCGGUUGGAAAAAAGGUACCAAAAUCACGUUCCCGGAGAAAGGAAAUGAGCAGCCAAACGUUAUACCAUCCGACCUCGUCUUCACCAUUGACGAGAAACCUCACAGCGUGUUCACUCGUGACGGAAAUGAUUUGGUCACCACACAAAAGAUACCUUUGGCUGAAGCCUUGACAGGUCUCACUGUAAAUCUAACUACCUUGGAUGGCCGGAAUUUAACCAUCCCAAUCAACAAUGUGAUUCAUCCAAAUUAUGAGGAGGUAGUCCCGAGGGAAGGAAUGCCAAUCCCUAAAGAUCCAACGAAGAAGGGAAACCUGAGAAUCAAAUUCGACACCAAGUUCCCGACAAAGCUGACUGCAGAGCAGAAGGCUGGAGUCAAGAACCUAUUGCCUGCUUGAAAUUCCGGUUGUUUUCGGAGAUGAAGGAAGCUGUUUUGUGAAUACUGUAUACACACCUAUUGUGGGAUUGAGGGUCUUAUUAACUAUUUUCCAAUUCAUUUUCUAGAGAACAGUUUUGGAGUUUGUUUUGUUUGGAACGUGGUAAAAUGAGUGAGUAAGUUAAAUUUGUGGUUUAAGGCCAAGUUUGACAUCCUUAAAAUAAUCUAUCUUUUUAUUUUUUUUUCA